AUGUUCGCCGUUUUAGCUCUUGCUGCUCUCCCUCUUCUCUCUUCCGUCAUCGCGAUUGAUGGUUGUACACGUAACGCUACCGUGGUAGAUGGUGAUACUUGUGAUUCCAUCUCUCGAAAAUACGGUGUAUCAACAUACCAACUCGCCCUCGUUAACGACGCUACCAUCGAUGAGAACUGCGAUAACCUCGAACCAGGACAAGUCAUCUGUCUCGGUAUUGAAGAGCAUGACUGUACCAAAGUCUACACCGUCGUUGCUGAUGACACCUGCGAUUAUAUUCAACAAACUUAUGGUAUCUCCAACGAGACUCUUUGGUCCAACAACCCUCAAAUCGACGCUGAAUGCGGUAACAUCUAUGUCGGAGAGGUCCUCUGUGUAGAUACGGAUUCUUACACUUACCCAACCUACAACGAGACUUUGUACAAUGCUCUCGCUUACACCUACCUCCCCUUCUGUGACGAAUAA
This is a messenger RNA of Kwoniella botswanensis, 465 nucleotides long. RefSeq lists its product as uncharacterized. The transcript has 5 exons. The record is from RefSeq and is a predicted model, not a curated record. NCBI's taxonomy places the organism in Eukaryota, Fungi, Basidiomycota, Tremellomycetes, Tremellales, Cryptococcaceae. The coding region runs from base 1 to 465 and encodes 154 amino acids.